AUGUCGAAGAGGAUUAUAAAAAAAAAAGAAUCGUCCAUGUCCACUCAACCAAAAUACGCAUUUCAUGUCUUACUACGCAAAACUGGACAAGAUUUAUGCACCGGUCAGACAUUAUCGAAACGUCGAGUGAUCAAUGAAACGAAACAAAUUGAUUUUCGUAGUGUUCUCAAACCACGACAUGCAUUUACUGAUGGAAGUGAUAAUGAUUCAAUCAUCAAAUCGAACAGUGCAUUUCAUCAACAACAACCCACUUGCAAUGACAAUCGAAUGAGAAUUCAUGAUUUCUGA
Messenger RNA from Adineta ricciae, 288 nucleotides. The record is from the annotation of a GenBank genome assembly. Lineage: Eukaryota; Metazoa; Rotifera; Eurotatoria; Adinetida; Adinetidae.